Salarias fasciatus (jewelled blenny) is the source of this 1668-nucleotide messenger RNA. RefSeq names its product zinc finger and SCAN domain-containing protein 2-like. Gene Ontology annotation, molecular function: DNA-binding transcription factor activity, RNA polymerase II-specific; RNA polymerase II cis-regulatory region sequence-specific DNA binding. Bases 63 to 1316 code for a protein of 417 amino acids. The record is from RefSeq and is a predicted model, not a curated record. The transcript has 2 exons. Lineage: Eukaryota; Metazoa; Chordata; Actinopteri; Blenniiformes; Blenniidae. Gene Ontology annotation, biological process: regulation of transcription by RNA polymerase II.
GAAGCUGUGUGCAGCUGAGCUGCUGAGUCUCCCAGAGAAAAAAUACCACCUCCUGCAGCAAAAUGACUGCAGUUCAGGCUCUAAGAGAGUUUAUCACCCAGAAACUGACUGCUGCCGCUGGAGAAAUCUUCACCGCGUUUGAACAAACCAUCGUCCAGUACCAGGAGGAGAUCGACCGACAGAACAGACUGCUGGAAGUCUGCCUGAAGCCUCGGGUCCGGCUCCGCAGAGCAGAGCUCCAGCAGCACCGUGACUGGAGAGAGGAGCAGCUGUUUAAACAGGAAACCAGCUGCUGUCUGGAACAGGGAGAACCAGAACCAGAACCUCCACACAUCAGAGAGGAACAGCAAGAACCAGAACCUCCUCAGAUUAAAGAGGAACAAGAAGAUACAGAACCUCUACUGAUCAACGAGGAACAGCAAGAACCAGAACCUCCUCAGAUUAAAGAGGAACAGCAAGAACCAGAACCCCCACUGAUCAACAAGGAAAAAGAACCAGAACCUCCUCACAUCAGAGAGGAACAAGAACCAGAACCCCCUCAAGUUAAAGAGGAGCAACAAGACCCAGAACCUCCUCAGACUGAGGAUCAGGAGGAACUGGGUUCCGGCUGGGACGGAGAGCAGCCUGUUCUGAGGUUUGAAGGUGAUUCCUUUAAGGUUCCUUCUGUUGAGAAGCUAAAUGACCAGAGAGAACCAGCAGCUGAGAACAGUGAGGACAGUGAGCAGCUCCUCUCUCAGGACUCUGAGGUCCACCAUGAGAAAAAGCGGAGAUCAGAACCAGCUGUGAAUGCAGAAGUGAGAGCAGCCGCCGUGUCUCAGAGUGACGGUGUGGAGAACGCUCUCAUGUCAGAGAACCAGGGUGAAGGUGGAAAGGUUCUCUGGGAGCGAACGCCUGGUCAACAUGUCCUUAAGAAAACCAAGUUAAGUCCAAAGGGAGAACCGGUCCCUGAUAAGAAGAAGACCUGUGGAACCUGUGGCAAGCGCGUGACUCAUCUGGCGCUCCACAUGAGAACCCACUCCGGCGAGCGGCCGUACUCCUGCGAGACCUGCGGGAAGCGCUUCAAGCAGCGGAGCACUCUGCUGCGCCACUCCAGAACUCACUCGGGCGAGAAGCCGUACUCCUGCGAGACCUGCGGGAAGAGCUUCGGUCUGGACAGCACGCUGUUUCGCCACAUCAGAGCUCACAGGGGCGUGAAGCCGUUCUCCUGUGGACGGUGUGGGAAGAGCAUCUGUCGGCACAGCACCUUGUUCCACCACAUGAGAACCCACACCGGGGAGAAGCUGUACUCCUGCGAAACAUGCUGGAAAACGCUCUGAUUCACGGAGACCAUCCAGUCUGGGUGGAACGGGGGACAAAUGUUUACAUCGGACUCUUUCUGCUUCGUGGAGCCGUUCAGUCACUGAAUGAAGCGUAGGACUGUUUGUUUCAUGAUGUGUCCUGGUCUGAGCUGAUGGACAGGGCAGGUCAUGUGACUCUUUCUGAAUUGGCUUUUACAGAGUUGCACUGAGAGAGGAAACAGGCCACGCCUCCUCUCUGCUCUCCUUUAGCGAUCACAUGGGCCGAGCACAUCCCUGUGAUCCGCCAUGACCAUCUCUCUACCUCACACACACACACACACACACACACACACACACACACACACACAUUCAUACAAACACGACUUGUGUA